AUGCAGGUCACCAAAGCAGCGCAAGCCGUUCGCAAGCUGUCGCAGCAACCCGUGACCACCUCCGUACCCGAGGAGUCAAGAUCCAAACCGCAUGACACCCCGCCUUCGUACACGACUUCGCCCGAAAGCCCCGCCGGUUUGGCCUUCCGCAAGGCACGCUCGGCACUCGCGGGCGUGACCUCGACGGUGACGCCCAAGUCGCCUCGAGGCGCGAUUCGAACCUCUCCGCGACCGAAUGAUGAAGCAAGACAGAACAGCUUUCGUGGGGCGAAGGCCAAUUCGGCUUCGUUCCGAUUAGCGAUCGCGGGAAAUGGUAUUCCUCCUUCCCCACCCAUGCCCGAGCCUGUCGUUAACGUGCUCUCGAUUCAGGGCCUCAAGGACUAUGCGCCGGGUCCAGGCCUAGACAACACUGGUAACACUGCACGGGCUCAGACCCCGGAUGAAGACGUACCCGUGAUCCGCGAAUCGCGGUACAAGGACGGCUAUCUGCCCCGCACAUCACUUGGACCCUCGUUCACGGUCCCCGCACUCGAUGGACUUGGAUUGAUCGGCUUCGGAGAGGAGGACAUUGUCAUGUCGGACACCACCGCGCAGGCGCACACAGCACGCAUGGCAAGAUCGUCCUCCGCCGGCACCCCAACUCAGCAAGGUGACAACCUCAGCAAUAAGUCCGCCAGUUCCGGGUUAAAGAACGUAGCUGGACUCACCCUACCGCGUGCAAAACUCAAUCGGACCAGCUCAUCGUCAGUGCAUACGCUCGAGAUCAAGCUAGCAUCCGCAAGCUUUAGGCUAUCCGCAGCCGAUGCGGCAGCACUAGCCGCGUCACAACCGCUCGCCGAGUCUGCUCCUCCUCGCAGAACGUCAGUACCGAAUUUGCAGUCCAAGGUCGCAGAAUAUCGACGCAGGGAAACCAAUCAGCUCAACCCGACUUCGCGAGUGGGGGCCAUGGGACCGGCGCUCGCUGCUGAGAGGCGGAGAACGGUUGCUGGCGACCCACGAUCAUCGAGUUCGAGUAUGAAUCGAGCUGCCCUGCGCGAGUCUCUGUACAAGCCUCUACCGAGCAAGCCCACGAUGCAAGCACCUUCCUUGCGCGGCGCUCCGUCGGGCUAUUGUAUUCGACCGAGCGUGCCCACUGCGACCCAGACUCCCUCUUGGUGGCCAUCAUCAACGUAUGCCCCCUUGGCCUCGAGCUCGGCCAAGUCCGUUAACACGGACAAUACGGUUCCCUUCACAUCUUCGAUGCCCAGGAGUGCAGUGCACAAGUGGAGCAACACCCCUCCACAAGCUUAUUCGUCUUUCCCCAUCAGCGAUCUCGCAUUGCUCGCCACACCUGCCAACCUCGAGGCAUUCCCUUCGCCAAGCCUCUAUUCAGUCGCUGACACCGCUGCGUCACCGCCCUUACCGCGACUUCCCGUCGAAGCGUGGAACUCGUUGACGCUGCACGAGCCCGAACCCCAACCUGUCCAGAUAUUCUCAUCGGGCCCCCGCAACAUGUCUCGCCGGACGUCGACAAGCUCAAACUCGCCGACUCUUCACUCGCCACCGCUCAUGUCUUCUGCCCGGCUCGCGUCGCCUGCGACAGUCGCCCCGAAUGUGAAGGCCGAGUUUGUACCGGCCCCAUCAUCCGGCGCGGAACCUCGUCCCACCCCAAAUCAAGCCGAGCACACCAGCUCUGCUGAGAAGGACAACGAGGCGCCGAUUCCCGCAGCCGUGCCGCGUCCCGAAGCCCGACAUUCGUUGCGCUCGACUCGAUCCACCUCAAUGUAUGCGUCUCAGGAUACACGAUCGUCCAUGGCUAGCAACGGGAAGCGUGGGUCUUUGCCUUCCGAGUCUCUAUCCUGGAGCGAACCACGACCCUACGUUCGAGCGCGGCCCGUGAGCGUCUUCAAUCCGCUGUACCAACCCUCGGUGCCUUUCCAACCGCAGAAGAAACUGGCGCCCAUCGACCACGACAUGUUGGUCUCGGGUGAUCGUCUGCGUGAGAGACGAUUGAGCUCCGUCUCCAGGCGGAGCUCCGCGUCGUUGGGCACACCAGAACGUCGGCUUUCAGGUAUGGAUGGCUCGGACGAGUAUUCGACGGCCCACAACUCGCCGCCACUCGGUGACUCGGGUGGAUCGCUUAUGAGGUUCAAUGCCUCGUUCGCUGCGGCUCCGGCUGCGCAGCCGACCGAGAGUGGCCCAGAGGACAACAUCGGUCCCAAGACCUUGGCGCCGCCAUCGGCCACGGUGACUUCGCAGUCUAUCUUCAGCUCGCCCAUCAUCAUCCCUGCCACCCCAAUUCCCGCAUCCACAAGUAGCAUCCCCUCGGUCCCCCACGAUAACGAUGAUGCCGACGACGGCGAGGCUCUGUUGGUAGCCCCCAUCGCUCGUCGUGCGUCGAGCCUCUCGGUCGACAUUACUGCGACCCGUCGUUACUCAUCUUCGACGACGCCUCCACCUCGCCCAAUCCCAUCGCCGCUUAGGAGAUCGAGUUUGUCCGCGUCACCCGAUACCCCAACAGUGCGCAGGAAGAGCUUCGGUCCCCCCGUCAACCCGCCUUCGCCGAUGAGGAGGAGUCCUUCACCUGCCGUAGCGGUUGACGCUUGA
Microbotryum saponariae is the source of this 2586-nucleotide messenger RNA. NCBI's taxonomy places the organism in Eukaryota, Fungi, Basidiomycota, Microbotryomycetes, Microbotryales, Microbotryaceae. The record is from the annotation of a GenBank genome assembly.